Zeugodacus cucurbitae (melon fly) is the source of this 2538-nucleotide messenger RNA. RefSeq names its product another transcription unit protein (gene Atu). Bases 135 to 2387 code for a protein of 750 amino acids. The transcript is spliced from 4 exons. NCBI's taxonomy places the organism in Eukaryota, Metazoa, Arthropoda, Insecta, Diptera, Tephritidae. Gene Ontology annotation, biological process: positive regulation of transcription elongation by RNA polymerase II; transcription elongation by RNA polymerase II. Gene Ontology annotation, molecular function: RNA polymerase II C-terminal domain phosphoserine binding. Gene Ontology annotation, cellular component: nucleus; Cdc73/Paf1 complex. The record is from RefSeq and is a predicted model, not a curated record.
UUUUAGUGCUUAUCGAUUUUUGGCAUCAAACAACGUUGCCUCUGGGUAAUUUAGCUAGUAAAUGCAAAAAUUAAAUUUAUAAAUAUUUCUUUUUGUGACUGCAUAGCGUUUAUUUAAGUAUAUAACAGUGAAAGAUGGGUGAAAAUAAUUCCGACGAUGGAAGUGGUUCGGAAUCUGAAGGUAGCCGUAGUCGAUCUCCUUCACCACAAACUGCACAAACACCGGGCUAUUCAUUGGAACAUCAUGAUCCUGAACCAGGUUCCCCUCAUAGCCAUCAUUCGGCUGUUAGUGGUAGUGAUAGAAAAUCACGUUCGCGUUCACGGUCCUCCUCAAGUUCGGGAUCACGCAGCAACUCAGGUUCUCGUUCUGGGUCACGGUCUCCAUCGGGUUCACCACACAGCAGACGCUCAGGUUCAGCUCAAAGCAGACACUCUGCCACAUCGGCGGCCAGUCGAGAACAUAGUGCCCGUGAAAGUCGUGAACAUUCAAACGUUGCUAGCCCCGAUCAAUCACCUAUAGCAAGCCGUCAACAAACUCCUGUUGCAAGUCGUGAACAAUCGCCUGUCGCUGAAGGCACUUCGCCGAAACAUAAUGCAGGCACACCUGCUAAUGAAACUCCCAAUGACGAUGAUACACGUUCUCAAUCGCCCAACUUGCAAAUAGAUGACCGUGCGAAUUCGCGCUCACGUUCUCGAAGUCAAAGUCGUCGCUCACGCUCCGCUACACCCCGCUCUAAAUCUGGGGGAUCAUCACGUUCUGGAUCGCGAUCAAGAAGUGGCACAAGGUCUCGUUCCGGAUCUCGAGCUCGUUCUGGUUCACGCUCCCGAUCAGGGACGCCUGCAUCACGCAAAUCUGCCAAAUCUGGCAGUGGAUCUGAAUCUGGUAGCGAUUUCGGUGCCCGGCAGAAGAAGAAACGCAAGGCGACAGCAUCUAGCGAUUCUGAUACUGAAAACGUUCCGCGUAAAAGAGGUAGUGGAAGUGAGAGUGAUGAGGGUGCCACUGCGAAGGCUAAAAAAGCACGCAUAAUCGAUUCAGACAGCGAAAAUGAAGAGCAAUCGCAAAAAAUAGAUGCAAAUGACAUUUUUGGAGAUGCCGAUGAUAUCAGUCUAUCCGAAGAUGAGGGUCAAAAAUCUGAUGCUGGUUCCCGUAAAAGCCGGUCACGCACUCGCUCACGUUCUAAAUCGAAAUCAAGCUCUCGUAGUGGUUCUCGUCGUUCAGGUUCCGGAUCGCGUUCGCGUUCAAGAUCUCGUUCACGUUCCUCUCGCUCACGUUCUCGUUCACGGAGCCCUGCUCGUGUUGAGGAACAACAGCAGAAGGAAGAUGAGCCAGAACCUAUUCCCGAAACACGAAUUGACGUUGAAAUUCCACGCAUAGUAACAGAUCUGGGAAAGGAAAUCCAUUUUGUGAAACUACCAAAUUUCCUUUCUGUUGACACACGUCCCUUUGACAAAGACACUUAUGAGGAUGAAAUUGAUGAGGAGGAAACCAUGGACGAAGAAGGUCGACAACGUAUCAAAUUGAAAGUAAGUAACACCAUACGUUGGCGCGAGUAUAUGGCAAACAAUGGUGACAUGAUCAAAGAAUCAAAUGCUCGUUUUGUCCGUUGGUCAGACGGUAGCAUGACGUUACACUUGGGCAACGAAACCUUCGAUGUAUAUCGUCAGCCAUUACAUGGUGAUCACAACCAUAUGUUCAUUCGCCAAGGUACCGGUUUACAAGGUCAAGCCGUCUUCCGCACAAAGCUUACCUUCCGACCGCAUUCGACCGAAUCAUUUACACACAAAAAGAUGACAAUGUCACUUGCAGACCGUUCGCAAAAGACCAGCGGCAUUAAGAUUCUCACACAAGUCGGCAAAGAUCCCACCACCGAUCGUAAGUAUAACCUCAAAAAGGAGGAGGAAAAACUGCGACAAGCGAUGCGCAUGCAGCACAAGCCGCAGCCUAAGAAAAAGAAAGGUGGUGCACAUGAUGUGCAUGGCGGUGCCAAUUCAUCGUAUCAUCACGACGAAGGAAGCGACGAUGAAAAUGCUAUUUCCCUUAGCGCUAUUAAGAAUAAGUAUAAGAAAGGAAGUGGCGGCGGUGGUGGGGGUGCAGCUUCGAUAUCCUCAGAGCAAAAAGGUUCAGCCAUUUACUCAUCAGACGAAGAUGAUGGUUCCGACUUUGACGGUCGACGUAGCAAGAAAAAGGACAAGUCAAAGUCGGUUAAAGCGCUGCGUGAUUCCGACAGUGAAUCGGAUGAUGAACAUGGCAGCGGCAAAGGAAGUGGCGGUGGCAGUGACAGCGAUGCUAGUGGCACUGGAGAUGAUGCUGGCGGCAGCGCUCACGGUGGAGGCGGUGGUAGUGGGUCAGGCAGCGGCAGCGGUAGUGAUAGUGAAAAUGAUGAUUAACAACUACAACGAAAAAAAUAUUACAUAGGACGAUAUGCAAGAAUGCAACAUUUUACAUAAAUAUGUAUAGUAUUGUUAGAUAUGUUAAUAUGAAAGCUGCUCUGCAUAGUAUAGAAGCGACUUGAAUAAAGUUAAUAAAUAAAUGAAUGUA